AUUGGGAUACAAAGAUGCACUGGAGAAGGAUAAAUCUGAUUACAGGAACAAGUGACGUCACUGUCGAAUGGACAAUUUCUGAUGACGUCACACCAGGAACAUAUCGUAUCAAACAUUUUGGAAACUUUAAAUUUUUAUUAGGAGGAAUUUUCCCAUACGAAGGAACCAGUAACGCUUUCCAAGUUUUGUAAAAAAAAUCAUAAAAUUAAAAUUUGACUGAUGUAAAAUGAAUGAAAUUUUAAAGGAUU
This is a messenger RNA of Ctenocephalides felis (cat flea), 248 nucleotides long. RefSeq names its product neutral ceramidase-like. Bases 15 to 191 code for a protein of 58 amino acids. The transcript is spliced from 2 exons. Lineage: Eukaryota; Metazoa; Arthropoda; Insecta; Siphonaptera; Pulicidae. The record is from RefSeq and is a predicted model, not a curated record.